UGAGCUUGGCCGAUUCGAUUCGGGAGAGAGAAAAGGACAAGCAACCCUUUCCACAUACACAUAGACCUACAAUACUCACUGCAAAAUAAAAAUACUACUGGAAUGCAGGAGAGGAAGACUCUUGAGUGAAAUCAAAUGGUCCCGUCACAAACAUUUGAGGAAGGGAAAUUGGCAGAAGUGGAAGGUGGUUGUCAAAGGCCACUUCCUGAUGGAGCUUAUGAAUGAUGCUCUGGAGAUUGUAAUGAUAAGCACCAGAGGACCAGAAUCAUCACCCAGCUCUUCAGCGAUGGCUGCCAUACGCAAAAAACUCGUGAUAGUUGGUGAUGGUGCUUGUGGGAAGACAUGUCUACUAAUUGUCUUCAGUAAAGAUCAGUUCCCUGAGGUGUACGUUCCAACAGUUUUUGAAAAUUAUGUAGCAGAUAUCGAAGUGGAUGGAAAGCAGGUUGAACUGGCUCUCUGGGAUACAGCAGGACAGGAAGAUUAUGAUCGACUUAGGCCUCUUUCCUAUCCAGAUACAGAUGUUAUUCUAAUGUGUUUUUCAAUUGAUAGCCCUGACAGUUUAGAAAACAUUCCAGAAAAGUGGACUCCAGAAGUGAAGCAUUUUUGUCCUAGUGUGCCCAUUAUCCUUGUUGGCAACAAAAAAGAUCUGAGGAAUGAUGAGCACACACGAAGAGAACUGGCAAAAAUGAAACAGGAACCCGUGAAACCUGAGGAAGGUAAAGAGAUGGUCACCAAGAUCUGUGCAUAUGGCUACAUGGAAUGUUCAGCAAAAACUAAAGAUGGUGUGAGAGAAGUUUUUGAAAUGGCCACACGGGCUGCCCUGCAAGCUAAGCGCCCAAGGCAUAAGGCGUUUUGCAGCGUUCUAUAAGACAAAUGCAAGACAAGUGCAUCCGACCAUAUAUUUACAGUCACUUGAUUUUAAAAAAAAUCUUGAAUUGAUGUUUGUUAAAUCUAGUACGAUAGUGUCUUGAUUAUACUGGGCUCUCAUUUUAUCUAUAUACUGUUCCUGACAUCUGAGUUUGCUACCAAUAUUUAAAAGCCAACAACGGUUGUUUUUUCCUAGUUAAGUGGUGUACUGAUGUUUAACUAUGGUCAUUUUUACAAUAUGCAUGUAUUCAUCUAAACUUUGGUUAAACAUUGCUAUAGCUUUUUAACUUAUCUACUUUACAUAAUUAACAGGUGCAGCCUUACUGGUAGGUAAAAAACCGCACUCAAUCAGCUUGUAUUUCUUGACACAGAACCAAACUAAGAAAUUAGUUUACCAUCACUGUUUAUAGAUGUAGCUUGAUUCAACUUUUGUACAAUUGGAUUUCUUAAUGCUAAUACUGUAAUUGAAAUUUUUAAAUGUAUUGGGUUAAAAAUAAUGCAAGUUGAAUUCCUUUAUGUAAAGGCUUGGUGAUCUCUGAAACAGAUGAUUGAUUUAAGCCAAAUUUGGCCGGGGUAGAAUGUAGAUGUUUGUGAGGGUGGGGAGGGGGGCAUUGGGUUGAUGUUCAGAGAAAUGAAUUCUGUCUCUGUACCAGGGUACUUGUGUCCUUACUGAUUAAAAAUGAGGUCCUGUUCAGCUUGUAAAACAGAGCUAGGCAGCCCUUCAAUAAAUGAAUGUAUGUGGUCAUCAGCACCAUCCAUUCAAUGCCUUCUAUUUAUCAUAUGUUGGUAUAUGCAAUGCUUGCCUUUUAUGCUUUUGUUUAACAUUGAAGAUACCUUUUGAGGUGCUGAAUGUGCCUCACCUGCAGUCCCCAGUCCCCUAGGUUUUUUUUUGCCUGUGUCAGUAAAUAGUUAUCAGCAAUACUAAUAGCAAAAUAAAAGUCAAUU
This is a messenger RNA of Mobula hypostoma (lesser devil ray), 1812 nucleotides long. Its product is annotated as transforming protein RhoA. Gene Ontology annotation, molecular function: GTP binding; GTPase activity; protein kinase binding. The record is from RefSeq and is a predicted model, not a curated record. The coding region runs from base 209 to 868 and encodes 219 amino acids. Gene Ontology annotation, cellular component: cytosol. The transcript has 6 exons. NCBI's taxonomy places the organism in Eukaryota, Metazoa, Chordata, Chondrichthyes, Myliobatiformes, Myliobatidae. Gene Ontology annotation, biological process: small GTPase-mediated signal transduction.